UCCAUGCUUUUGUUUUUAGUUAAAAUAAAUUAAAAGGUAAUUACUAAUUUACCCAUUCUCAUCGUAACGUGGCAUUCUCAUAAAAUCUCACAACAGCAUAGGGCCAACAGUUUAAGUUUUACCCCGUACUGACGGCCACCUAACGGCGGCAAAUUAGAAAAAGAAAAAAAAAGUGUCCUUCAACAAGAACCGUUGAGCCUUUACUAACUACAAACCUGAACGGCUGAACCAAGCACCACCGGGCAUGCCUUAAGAUUUACAACGUUUAAGCCCACUGUUCCAGACCCAGCUGCUCUGCCGCCACGAGUCAUUCUCGUAGCCACUCCAGACAUGCAGAGCUGCCAAUUACAUCUACGCGCCACCACUUCGACACAGCCAGAGCCUGAACCUUUACUUAUCACGAGGUCAUGGCCAUCUGAGCUCACAGCCACGUUGCUUAAAUCCAAGACGUUUAAUCCCUUUUAUGUAUAACUUCUCCCUAUCCUUCCUUUCACUUGCUUCUCGGUGCUCUAUUAUACUAAUCUUACUUUCUCCUUAGUCGUUGAUCGAUCAUGGCUGAGCAAAUUAAGUCAGUGACCCAGAGAAUAUCGGAAUCGGCUCCAAAUUCACGCCAGACGGUUAAAUUCCUAACAGCAGCUACAAUUGGGACUACACUGUUGGUUUUGUCGGGGCUGAUCCUAACCGGAACAGUUAUAUCCCUGGUUAUUGCAACUCCUUUGCUGGUGCUGUUUAGUCCCAUACUAAUACCUGCGGCGAUAGUUGUAUUCCUGGUGGCUACAGGGUUUCUGUUCUCAGGUGGAUGCGCUGUAGCAGCGCUAUCGGUUAUGUCGUGGACCUACAACUACAUGUCAGGGAAGCACCCGCUGGGUUCGGACCAACUUGACUAUGCACGAACGACGCUUGCAAACAAGGCUAAGGAAUAUGGGCAGUAUGUGCAGCAGAAGGCACAGGAAGUUACCCAGGGACAGGGCCAGGGGUAUUGAUCAUCGAGUGAGUGGCUUAGAUUUAGCUCUGCUUAAUUAGCUUUCCUUUUAACUCUCUUGUUGCUAGUUGCUACUCUCUGUAAUUUCUGCUUAAUUUCGUCUCUCUUUUUUAGUUCUCAGAUCUAUGCGCAUGUGUAUCAUGAUGCACUUGGUUUGUGCAUGUUGUUCUGAAUCUUUCUUGUAGGUGUAGCUGGCGAGCAUGUAGCCUAUCUAUAUCUUCAUCUUCAUGUUGGUCAUCUAAAGGGGUUUCGUUCCUUCUUA
Nelumbo nucifera (sacred lotus) is the source of this 1244-nucleotide messenger RNA. The record is from RefSeq and is a predicted model, not a curated record. Lineage: Eukaryota; Viridiplantae; Streptophyta; Magnoliopsida; Proteales; Nelumbonaceae.